AUGAAAUCACUCAGCUUGGACUCACCAGAAUCGUCCGAAUUGCAUGGGCAAAUACGGCGGCGCCACCCAGGACCGGCCCCCGGUCACGGCGGUGGCCAUGGAGGUUCUGGUGGUCACUUAGAACACAGCACGCCGCCAUCUAACAAUAGUAGAUUACACUCUCCCUCUAGCCCCUCGGGAACCCAGCGGAAAUUCCUGUACGCUACACGUGGCAUGAAGACCGGAUCCGUCGAUUUGCCAGAUGAAAUCGAAAAGAGUCUCUCCUCGGCCAGCACCUCGCCCUGCCCAUCGCCAGUUCGACAGAACCAGAAAUCGCAUCGUCUUCUACCGACAAAUCUUUACGUGGUGCUCUACAACUUUAAGUCACGACAUCAGGAUGAGCUGGACCUUAAGGCGGGCUACAAGGUCACCGUUAUUGAUACAUCCGAUCCGGACUGGUGGAAGGGCAAGUGCCUUGGAAAGGUUGGGUACUUUCCCUCCAAGUACUGUGCCAAGCUGGCGGCGUCGGAAAAACCGCUGCAGGUCACGCACAACCUUCAGGUGACGGACAACGAGCGGGGCGAAGGCACACUAACGCUGCUGCGUGACCAAAUCGUCAUACAGGUUGGCGAAGAGCUGAACGGGAUGGUCAUGGUACGUUCGGCCGACAACCGGCAGGGCGUGUGUCCGGUCAAGUAUCUGCAGGAAUGUGCCGCAUCGGCCGGUAGCCUUUCCCGAUCGAGCCGAAAGGAGGCGGCAACGGCGAGCGGUAGACAGCGGGUGGCGGACGAAGAGCGCGAACACAAAGACCAGUGUCACACCGGUGGCCACCAUUACCAUCGCGAAAGCCGCAACAACUUUCACAAAACGUACGACCGCAGCUGGGAGAAGUGGGAAAAGUUCCGCGAGAAAAAGAUGGAGAUGAUGAAGGCUCACAAGUACAACGUGGAGCACCGGCUCAAGUACGACAACCAGGAGCGCAUCCUGUACCGGCACCACUUCAACUACUAUCCGGUGAAGCGGCCGCGCCCUCGCAAAACAUCGCUCGAUCCGAACUGGUACACGGAAAACAUCUACUCCAACCAGUCGAUCGACAACUCGGACGGUGAGCACGCGGGCAUGGGGACGGCUUUCGGUGGUUCGAGCGCACCGGCCGACCGCCAUCGAGACAUCAACGGCAACGUGCGACUGGGCGGACUGGAAGACGAUGGCAUUUUCACGAUCGAUGGACAUCUGGAGCGUCGGAGCAACUAUCCCAAGUCGAGCAGCUGCUGCUUCGCCACCAACCGCAUGUGGGACAUCGAGGAGGGCGAUGGGCUCGAACUGGACGAUUGGCACGAGCGGUACCCGAAGAUUCCCAAGUCUUACUCCUUCAGUACCUCGCGCAGUAUGGGCGUCGGGUUCAACAUGGCGAAGCUCUACAAUCGCAACAGCUUCGAGAUGCCCGAAUUCCCCAGCCACCGACGGCGCCCGACCCCGGCGGCUCCCGGCUCCGAAGGGGCGGCACGGGACCCGCGCACGAUCCUGCGGAUGUGCGAUCGCGAAGGGUGCUUCAACGAGACGUGCUUUAGCAAGGACGAGAAAAACUUUUACAAUAAUAAUAGCAACAUUAUUAGCGAGUGGAACUUGCGGAACCGCAACAACCUGCGCGUCCGGGCGGAACCGAGCGUGGCCGGAGGAGCCGGCCCCCGGGCGCAGUACGUGAUGGAGGAGGACUUUGAUCUGUUCGACGAGGACGAAGAUGAAGUGGAGGAGGUGGAGGAGGAGGACGAGGAAGAGGAGAGCGAUCUGAACACGCUGUACGCCGACGAUCGCCACUCGAUCGCGUACGGCGACUACGGCCGAGUGGCGCGUGACUUUUGCGCCCGCACGCCGGCUGGCCACGUCGAUGAGCUGUUCCGUGCGGAGCGCUCGAAGCAGCUGCUGCGGAGCAAGUUCGAUCGGGUGGCCAAGUAUUCGGACGACUUUACCGACGACUACCGCAAGUCGUUCGAGGACUUCUUCAACCAGAACUGCUGUAUCGAGCGCCAUCACGGGCAGCUGAAGGACAGUGGGCGCUUCUUCAACAAGCCACCGGUCGUGAAGAACAAGAGCAUGCUGGAGGUGAAACCACCGAACCGCUUCGACGACUCAUCGUCCGGCUCGACCGAUCUCGAGCUGGACGACUUUAACUUCGACUUCGAAAAGUACUGGGAAGAGCUGGAGAAACCGUCGCCCACGUCCCCGAGCGAGCUAGAGGAGCGGUUCGGUGGCAAGGAAGGGCGGAGCGCGCUGGCCGCUCCCGGACGUAGCGGCAAAAAGGUGAAGAACGUCAAUCUGAGCCGCUGCUACAACAAUGGAACUGUGAUCGAUAUUUACCACGACGACGAUCCGUACCACCGUGACCACUACCAUUACCGCGAGGGAGGCCUCCACGGGGCUAGCAAGGCCACCAACCAUGCGCACAACGCGAACAACAGCGGCCAGUUCCGACAUAAGGUGUACCCUGCCGCGGGCGGACUUGGGCGGACACUCGAGGCGUCAUCCGGCACCGCCAUCGGCAACAACAGUAACGCGAUCAGCUUUCUCAACAACAUCUUCUCCAUCUAUAAACCGAACAAAUACUCGCCCCUGAACUGCCACGUCGAGCAAAACUAUCUGAAGAACAUCCCGGCCAAAAAGAUGAACAUCGUGGCCAGCUCGGCGGCGCGACCGCUCGGUGCGCGCGGUGCCGAGGCAGCGGCCUCGGACACGUCGUCCACCAAACGGCCGCUGACGGUGCACCCCGCAAAGGCGCAGACCGGCGCCGCUAGCGGGGCCAGUGCGAGACGCGCGGCGAGACCGCCGUCGUCGACCAAGGAUCCACAGGCCCGGUUCCAGAUCAUCCCGGACAAGACCGGUGUCAAAAUAUCGCCGCUGUACCGGCUGGAUGCGCAGGAUUACCGCAGGGCGCGCUAUAAACUGAAGAGUACCUCGCGCCCCCUGUCUUUCUGGUGA
Messenger RNA from Anopheles cruzii, 2955 nucleotides. RefSeq lists its product as uncharacterized. Lineage: Eukaryota; Metazoa; Arthropoda; Insecta; Diptera; Culicidae. Gene Ontology annotation, molecular function: protein binding. The transcript has 9 exons. The coding region runs from base 1 to 2955 and encodes 984 amino acids. Gene Ontology annotation, cellular component: extrinsic component of cytoplasmic side of plasma membrane. Gene Ontology annotation, biological process: positive regulation of voltage-gated calcium channel activity; skeletal muscle contraction; positive regulation of protein localization to plasma membrane. The record is from RefSeq and is a predicted model, not a curated record.